Molecule: messenger RNA, 5760 nt
Organism: Sphaerodactylus townsendi
Lineage: Eukaryota; Metazoa; Chordata; Lepidosauria; Squamata; Sphaerodactylidae
Gene: CCDC186
Product: coiled-coil domain containing 186
Exons: 16
Coding region: 194-2875 (893 amino acids)
Biological process (GO): vesicle cytoskeletal trafficking
Cellular component (GO): trans-Golgi network
Molecular function (GO): small GTPase binding
Source: RefSeq, a predicted model, not a curated record
CAGCCAUCUUUGUUGAUGUGUCAGCUUUCAGUUCCUCUUAGGGGAUUGCUGCAGGAGCAGGAGAGAGAGAGAGAGAGAGAAAGAGAGCGAUGUCUCUUGCUCGCUCUUCCCACUGUAAGCUAUGGGGACUAGCUAGUACCGCAACUGAUACUCUGGUUUCCAGCUUCCUAAUAAACUGAUUUUGGGCGGAAAGAUGGAAGAGGACAUACCAGACGGUGCAUUAGGCGUCGAGGAAGCCGACAAAGCCGUUGGAAUUGAUGACUGUCAAUACACUGGAACUGAUCAAAGCACUUUGAGAACAGAUGACGAACAGAAGAUAUUGAAUCCCAUUUCAGGAGCUACUGAUGCGAGUGGAAACGGAAGCACUGUUGGAACAAAUGUUACACCAGAAGCCAGUGGAAAAGGAGAUUGUCAUGGUGAAUCCUGUGAAAUACAAAUGGAAGGAUCCAAGACAGUAGACUGCUUCCCUGGUGCAGACUGUGAGCAAGAGGUUUCUAAGAUGGAUAGCAAAAGUCAGUCCCUGAAAGACAUACUACGUGAGCUCAGAGAGCAUGAUCAUAUGAAGGGGUCUGACAGGGUCUGUUCGGAAAGCCCUUAUGACACAGACUGUACCAAGCACCUUAUUUCCACCAUACAAAGUGCUUCCUCCCAGGAGGCUUUGCUAGAAGAGAUAGAGUCUGAACUGCUAUCAACAGGUUUAUUGAGAGAUCAUAAGCCUCCAAACGGAGUCUGCAAGAGCGAGACUGCAUUGGCUGUGUUUGAAAAAUGCAUUCAAGAUAAAUAUCUACAGCAAGAGCACACAAUAAAGGAAUUAAUUAAGGAAAACAAAAAGCACCAGGAACUAAUUUUGGACAUUUGUUCGGAAAAGGACAACUUAAAAGAUGAAUUGAAAAAAAGAACCGAAACUGAAAAGCAACAUCUUGGAAUUAUUAAACAGUUAGAGGCCAGAAUAGAGGACCUCCAAAAAGAAGUUAAAGGUGCUAAAGAUAAACUUGUAUCUCAAGAUACUGCUGCAAAAAAUGCUAUCCAGCAACUGCACAAAGAGAUGGCCUUUCGUUCUGAUCAGGCAAACAAGAAAUGUGAAGAAGCCCGCCAAGAAAAAGAAGCCAUGGUAAUGAAGUAUGUUAGAGGAGAAAAGGAAUCCCUGGACCUCCGAAAGGAGAAGGAAGUACUUGAAAGGAAACUGAGAGAUGCAAAUAAAGAAAUAGAAAAGCACAAUAAUAAAAUUAAGCAGAUUUCUCAGGAAAAAGGACGGCUGCAUCAGCUCUUUGAAAAUAAGGAAGCUGAAGCCACCAGAAUGUCAAGAGAAAUAGAAAAAUUAAAGGAAGAAAUCAAUUCUCAUGUGAUUAAAGUGAAGUGGGCCCAGAACAAAUUGAAGGUUGAAAUGGAUUUACACAAGGAAACCAAAGAUCGGCUUAAAGAGGCAACAACAGCGUUGUCUCAAGCAAAAGAAGAAGCUGAGCAGAUACGAAAGAACUGCCAAGAAAUGAUUAAAACGUACCAAGAAGCUGAAGAAAUUAAAUCAAAUGAAUUAGAUGUAAAACUUCGAUUUACAAAAGGAGAACUGGAAAAACAUUUGCAGGAAAGGUCUGACCACUUGGAGGUACAUCAUGCAAAAAUAAAAGAACUUGAAGAUGUGAAGCGAACAUUUAAAGAGGGUAUGGAUGAGCUGCGAACACUAAGAACAAAGGUCAAGUGUCUGGAGGAUGAACGAUUGAGAACAGAAGAUGAAUUAUCAAAAUAUAGAGAAAUUAUUAAUCGCCAGAAGGCUGAGAUUCAGAACCUUCUGGACAGAGUGAAAAUCAUAGAUCAGCUUCAGGAGCAGAAUAUGAAAGACGGCGAAGAUAUUACUUCCUUGAAGGAAGAAGUGGACAGUCUCAACUCUCUGAUUAUCGACUUCCAGAAGGAUAUCAAUGGCAGCCGGAAAAGAGAGUCUGAGUUGUUGGUCUUCACUGAGAAACUGACCAGUAAGAAUGCUCAGCUACAGUCAGAGACCAAUUCCUUACAGCUGCAGCUUGACAAACUUACCUACAGUGAGAGAGAGUCACAAAAUCAGCUGGAACUUGUGAGGCAAGCGAGAGAUGAGCUGGCAAAUAAAUUGCAGGAGGAGGAGCAGCGUCACAAAGACGAUGUUGAGAAGCUGCAGAUGGAACUGAGUUCUCAACAGAAAGCCUUAGCAGGAGUGAAUACUCUGGCAGAUGAGCUGAAAGACGAAUUAACAACUCAGAAACGAAAACAUGCAGCAAAUCUUAAAGACCUUACCAAGCAACUUCAGCAAGCCCGAAGAAAAUUGGAUCAGCUUGAAAAUGGCACCUAUGACAAAGAAGUCAGCAGUAUGGGAAGUCGUUCCAGCUCAUCUGGAUCUCUGAAUGCUCGAAGUAGCAAUGAAGACCGGUCGCCAGAAAACACUGGCUCUUCAGUAGCAGUGGAUAACUUCCCAGAAGUGGACAAGACCAUCUUGAUUGAGAGAAUAGUAAGGCUACAGAAAGCUCACGCUCGUAAAAAUGAAAAGAUGGAAUUCAUGGAGGAUCAUAUCAAACAGCUGGUGGAAGAAAUCAGGAAAAAAACUAAAAUAAUACAGAGUUACAUAUUAAGGGAAGAAGCUGGCACCUUGUCCUCCGAGGCCUCUGACUUCAACAAAGUGCAUUUAAGCAGACGUGGUGGGAUCAUGGCUUCCCUGUACACAUCUCACCCAGCGGACAGUGGGCUCACAUUAGAACUCUCUCUGGAGAUAAACAGGAAGCUUCAGGCCGUUCUUGAAGAUACGCUACUGAAGAACAUAACUCUGAAGGAAAAUCUGCAAACACUGGGAACAGAAAUAGAGCGACUAAUUAAGCAGCAGCACGAACUGGAACAGAGGCUGAAGGCGACAUAGCUGAGAGCAAGACCAAGAAGGCAGAAGAAGCAGGUGCACCGGACCCUCUUGGUGUCGGAAUUGUUUGUCUGCCAGUGUCCUCUGUGAGUGCUGUAGCUGUAAUGAUGCAGUUGGACACAUGUGCAUGAGCCAGGUUUGCAAGAUCUAGGCCCAAACGGCCUGCAUUGCGCGAAGUGGUGGAGACUUUGAUAAACUUACUUGCGAACAAUAUAUUCACCUAUUUCACUUUUGGCUGCAAUUAGAUAUCAGCAUUUACAGCCUUGUGCUAAGAAUCAUCCUAAUAUUUCAGACCCUUCUUUUUUUAUGUGCAAUUAAAAUACUCUGUAAAGAAGUUUGAAAAGAAUAUACAUGUGAGGAGGGGUUGGUCUUUUUGCUGGGGUGGGUGGGACUUGGAUGUACUGAACUUAUUGCCUAUUAGGGCAUAUGUGUUCUCACAAACACAGGCUUGUUUAAGUUGGUUGUUAAUUUUUUAAAAAAUGUAUAACAUGCAGGGAAAGGGCUUCAUCAUAGACUCCUAGAACAUGAUCUUAAAUACUUUAUCAGGCUGAGAAGGGAGCAUUUGUGAGAUCUCUUUUGACUCUUCUUUUAUGACUUUUUAAAAAUAGAGUAUAUUGAAUGCUGCAGUUAAUGGGCACAAUAGGUUGCUGACUCCAAGUGGACAGCUGCAUGAAUCUGUAACAAAGUGUGAAACUGGAGAUCUAACAAUAACUCUGAACUUUGGGAGCAUGCUUGUAACCUGAUAUGAAAACAGUGACCAAACAUAUCAUUACGGAACAAAUAUGGAUGAUAAAGUACUAACACAUGACAUUGUUGUAUUCUGGGGGUGGGGGGAGCAGAGGAAGGAAAGGGAGGGUGGCGCUGGCAAUCUUUUGCAAAAGAGAGCGCCAUGGUGUGUCUGACACUACAAAUGACUGUGUCCAGGCUUUUCAUGGAGUGGGCAGAAAAGUCAUUCACUGUCAAUUGUUGCAGCGGUGAGCACAUGUGUUUUCUUUUACUAUUGACUACAAUGAGAACACAACAUCCAUGCUGAAUGUGAUGUUCCCAAUCUCAAAAGUGCAUAUCUAAAACAUUAGCUGCAGUUAAGCAUAGGAGUACUCUGGCAUGUGGACAUAACGCACUGAACUAAUGAGAGGCUCUAAUCUGUUAGGAAGAGAGAAGAUGAGGUGCUGCUGGCUUAGCCUUACUGCCUGCUCUCUCUUGCUUGGCAAUCACUACCAUGUGUCUGUGUUUCCAAGGAAAAGGGUUCCUCUCCUUCUCGGUGGCGAGUUGAUUCGUAUGACUUACCUACACAAAUCCUGCAUAUUUAGGUUCAUGCUUGUCCUGGCUGGUUGAGCAAACUCUCUCACAUCCACACAAAACCCAGUGCUGUUUUUCAAAGACUCUGUGGUUAGUGUGAAUGUGAAUGAAAACAUUAAGAACUUUUCUGUGUUUUGCUUUGUUAAAACGUAAAAACUGUCCCAAAGCACUCUGCAGCAAAAAAAAAUCCAAAAACAAAUGUGACUGCUUUAAAAUUGCAUUUCAAUUGUCGAUUAAUUUUUGAUUGGGGGGGGGGGGGCGUGUUUCAGUUUUCUUUAACUUUUCCUGCUCCUAUUGCAAAAACCAACAACCUUCCUACCAAUUGCGAUAUUCUUUUUGAUUUAUUAUUCCAGGUACAAAAAUGCCAGUUGAAUAGUUUACAUUGUUGCCUGUGAUUAUUCCAUCGCACCUUGGAUGUAUAUGGUUUUAAUUGCACUCCAAAAUGAAACAGUCAUUGUAUAAACAUGUAUAUAGUGCUAGAGUUUGUAUUUUUUUAAAAAGCCACUCAUUUCAUAUUUUUCUGGAAGUGAUACGUGUGUACAGUAGCAACAUUACAGUAGCAGAGCAUAUUUACUUUUCAAUGCAUAAUAUCACCCUGUGCAUAUUAUUUUCUUUUUAAAAAAACCCUCCUGUGGUAUAUAAUAAGCUUAGAAAUUUUCCUAAAUUUUGUUUUAAUUCAUCAUGUAUAAAUUAGGGCUAGAGUUACUGAAACUCUAAAAACCUGUAAAAAGGAGCCACUUUUGAUUCAAGUGGGUAGCUCUAUUUAAUCAAAGGACUGGGACUUCAGAGGUGACCCCACCUUGACGCCUGUCUGUCAAGUUGUAUGAUAGGAUUGUAUUUAUUUUGUAUUUUUAGGAUCAUUGUAUUUAUUUUGUAUUUAUUUUCCGUAUCAUUGAGCAUCUGUAAUUGAAUCCUAGCUGCAUGCUUCAAAAGUUGUGGUUGCACUGAAGCUUGUGUGAAACUUCCCUCCAUUCUUGUGCUGUAUAGACCUUGGGGAAAGGACUUCCUUUUCACCUGAGAGAACUAGUUCAGUGUGCGUUGUGUUUCUGCACUAGAAUAUUAAGGAUGGAGAAAAGAGUGCUAGAGAAAAGCAGAGCCCUGGGCUAUGUUUACUGAGAACAUUACUUAAGAAGCAUUUACAGGGCUUGUCUUCUGUUCAGAAUGGGGUCUGAUCUUUGAAGAGCAAUUUAUGUGAAGUAGCUGCUGCACCCAAAUGUGGAAUGGUAGGGCCACACUAGGUAGGCGGGAGACAUUGGAUCUCCUGGCGUCCUUUAGAAGUACAUUUCAGUUGCAUGGUUUGGAUCCAAGGCCAAAAACAAAAAAUAAAACGCUUUUGAGAUCCUGUUGCAGGUCUUCCAGGGUCUCAUCUGUUUUGACUUGUGAUAUAGUGUCACAAAACCACCAUUGCAAAGGCGUGCCAAGUGGUGCAUGCCUUAGAGCUAAAAGUACAUCUAAAAACUUCAUGAGACCAUACCAGGAUAUAGUCUUUUGCUGCCUAAACUCCAUAGAAAGACAGAGACGCAGAGGAGAAGGCUUAGAAAGACUUGCAUUGACCAUGGUGAGCUCUUUUUAAGAAUUCUAUUCCUAUA